CAGCGCGAGCGAAUGAGCUCUCCUCGUAAGUGGCUGAAAGAAGAUGUGAGAAUGUCCAGAGGACGGACCCCGAGCGCGUCCAGAGGACGGACCCUGAGAGCGUUCGUCAGCCAGCGACUGGCGGAGGCGGUGGAGGAGAUAUUCGGUGCGUUUGAAAGAACGAUAGCGGAGUACGAGGAGGACGUGUGUCGUCUGCGGGAGGAGAACGUCCGGCAGCGGAGGACCCUGACGGCCCUUCUUCAACCCCAAGACUUCCAGCAGCUCUUAGUUCCUGAAGUGGAGGUUUCCUCUGUGAAGCAAGAGUGGAGUCCCAGUCUCGUCCAGGAGGAGCCAGAGCCCACGCACAUUAAAGAGGAAGAGGAAGAACUCUGGAGCAGUCAGGAGGAAGAGCAACUUCAAGGAGUGGAGGAGGAGGCCUAUAUCACCAGGUUUCCAUUCACUCCUGUCCCUGUGAAGAAUGAAAAUGAUGAAGAGGAGGUUCAGUCCUCCCAGCUUCAUCAAAGCCAAACUGUGGAGGAAGCCAGCAGCUCAACUGAACAGAUGAAAAUAGAAGCUGUUGGAGAAGACUGUGGACUGUCACAACCAGCCAGGAACCUCAAUCCAGCUGCUAAUUUACAACCAACUAGUGAUGGAGAGUUCCUCUCUUCACAUUGCUGUGAGACUGACAUUGAAGACAAUGAGGACAAAUGGAAGGAGACCAGUUCCCGAAUAAGCACACUGCAAAAUGACAAACUUUUAAAUGAUAAGCGAUCUGACAAUGUGGAGAAACCCUUUACCUGUUCAGUUUGCAGUAAAAAAUUCACUGUAAAGGGCAACUUGCAGACACACAUGAGAGGCCACACAGAACCACCAACCUUUGAGCUUGCAGAAUGUGAGACCACCAUGGGACAGGUCUUAUGGACCUCAGGUUGGUAAACUAAGCAGUGUAUCUGGACUUUAUUCUUCCUCAAUAAGAAGCACUGAGAAACCAGCUGACCUUGCAGGUGAUGGUUAGCUAUUUUCAUCAUGUAUUCAUAAUUACUUGAUGUGUUUAA
Molecule: messenger RNA, 1034 nt
Organism: Lampris incognitus (smalleye Pacific opah)
Lineage: Eukaryota; Metazoa; Chordata; Actinopteri; Lampriformes; Lampridae
Product: zinc finger protein 354A-like
Exons: 4
Coding region: 13-915 (300 amino acids)
Source: RefSeq, a predicted model, not a curated record